CUUAUCGUUUCGAAAAGGCUCAAAUCGCAAUAUUUGUUGCUGUUAUUUUUUUGAAGUGCGACCUCUAGCGUUAUAGCGUUGGGCUAGUACAUAAACAACAUGGCUCCUCCACGUGGGAAAAAACGUUCGAGCGAGCCCGCGGGAAACUCUGAGAAUGACGGAGGGCAAUCAACUAAAACUGAAGUGCCAACCGUCAAGAAGUUGAAGAAGGGAAAAGCGGAGUCGGAGAAAUUGCCUUCUGGUAAAAUGCGAGUUGUGAUUGAGCACUGUCGUUCCUGACGCGUGUACGGCCGCAAUGCCGAUCAGAUUAUUGAGGCAUUGCAGUCGGAGUUCCCCGAUAUCGGUGCAGAGAAGAACCCAACGAAGCCUCGCUCCAAGAGCUUUGAGAUAUCUCUCUUUAAAGAGGAUGGGUCUGAAGUUCUUCUCUGGACUGGUGUCAAGAAGGGACCUCCACGUAAGUUGAAGUUUCCAGAGUCUUCUGUUGUGAUUGAAGUGUUCAAGAAAGCCUUGUAGACUUUGAUUACACUAAACAGUCAUCUCAGCCACUAGAGAGUUAAAAGUUUGGCGUACCAGCAGAGGACCACAAUAAGCGCUAAUGACAGAUGGUGACUCAAGAAGCCCUAGGCUUAGGUUAUUAUCUUGAGAAAGAAAUGCUUUUGAGUGCUCUGGUGGGACACCAUUAAGACAUUUUCAGUGGACUGUGACUAUGCAGAAAUACCAGCAUUUUGUAUUUAAAAGUUAACCAUUAAACCUCAAGCUAUGCAAGGUUCCUCUAUUUGUAAACAAGGGUUAAAGAAAUUUGCUAUACUGUUGAUAAUUGGGGACAAUGUGGGAGGUAACCGGAUCAAGUGCAAAAUACCCAACCUAAUUGUGGGUAUUGAUUCAUCAUUGAAAACACUGACUUAUAAAAAAUAAGGUUUUCACCUUGAUCGUAAAGUUUAAACAGUUUGAAAAUCUCUUACUCUUUAUAAAGACAGUUUAAUCUGUGAUAAAAGUCGUACAAUUAUUAUAAUCUUUGUUGACUAUAAGUAUUUUAUUAACGUUUCCUUUUAACACAUACCCGCUUAAAACAAUCCUUGACUGUAUAACAAGGUCAAGGUGUUCAGUAUUAAAACAGAUUAUUAGUUUUUGAA
Messenger RNA from Asterias rubens (European starfish), 1133 nucleotides. RefSeq names its product selenoprotein H-like. Gene Ontology annotation, cellular component: Golgi apparatus. The transcript has 4 exons. Lineage: Eukaryota; Metazoa; Echinodermata; Asteroidea; Forcipulatida; Asteriidae. The record is from RefSeq and is a predicted model, not a curated record.